Messenger RNA from Daucus carota subsp. sativus, 1254 nucleotides. Its product is annotated as UDP-URONIC ACID TRANSPORTER 1. Gene Ontology annotation, cellular component: Golgi apparatus. The coding region runs from base 111 to 1034 and encodes 307 amino acids. The transcript has 4 exons. The record is from RefSeq and is a predicted model, not a curated record. Lineage: Eukaryota; Viridiplantae; Streptophyta; Magnoliopsida; Apiales; Apiaceae. Gene Ontology annotation, molecular function: antiporter activity.
UAUUAUUUUCAUUAUUACACACAAAUAUUAAAACAACAAUCACACUAUUGUUGCUGGCCUGCCAUUAGAGCUCUGGUCAGAGCUGAGAUUAGAUUUCACAAUCUCUCGACAUGGCAGUUAAACAACAAGCCCUCUUCAUCUCAUCCCUCAUAAUCCUAUGGUACUCAUCCAACAUUGGUGUUCUUCUCCUCAACAAAUUCCUGCUCUCAAACUAUGGAUUUAGGUUCCCAAUCUUCCUCACAAUGUGUCAUAUGACUGCUUGUGCUGUCCUAAGCUACGUGUCUAUAAUCUUCCUUAAAGUUGUCCCCUUCCAGGAGAUUAAAUCGAGGUCUCAGUUGUUGAGGAUCUCGAGUUUGAGUGUUGUGUUUUGUGCUUCUGUUGUCGGUGGGAAUAUUUCGCUCAGGUAUCUGCCGGUUUCUUUCAAUCAGGCUGUCGGCGCUACGACGCCGUUUUUCACGGCGAUGUUUGCGUAUUUUAUGACUCUGAAAAGAGAAGCUUGGGUUACUUAUGCUGCUCUUGUGCCUGUUGUUGCUGGUGUUGUUAUUGCUAGUGGGGGAGAGCCAAGCUUCCACUUGUAUGGAUUUAUUAUGUGCAUUAGUGCAACCGCAGCAAGGGCUUUCAAGUCUGUGCUUCAGGGUAUCCUGCUUUCUUCAGAGGGGGAAAAGUUGAACUCUAUGAACUUGCUGCUUUAUAUGUCCCCAAUUGCUGUUCUAGUUUUGUUGCCCGCAACGCUUAUGAUGGAGCCCGAUGUAUUAGAUGUCACUCUUUCCCUUGGUGUAAAACACAAGUUUAUGUGGCUACUUCUUCUUGCUAAUUCAGUAAUGGCUUACGCAGCCAACUUAACAAACUUUUUGGUGACAAAGCAUACAAGUGCACUAACACUCCAGGUAUUAGGCAAUGCAAAAGGUGCUGUAGCCGUUGUUAUUUCCAUACUUCUGUUCCGAAACCCUGUUACCUUUAUUGGUAUUGCUGGAUAUACAAUGACCGUAAUGGGAGUUGCUGCUUAUGGAGAAACUAAACGCCGGUACAAAUGAUCUUCAUGGAUGCAGUUCAUUUCAGAUGUAUAAGUAGUUCUAGAAAAACAUUAAAGGGAAGUAGUUCAGUCCCAUACAUAUAGAUUGUUGUGCAAUCAGUUGAGUUUCUUGAUACCAUUUCUGUGUGAGAUCGAUUAGUUUUGUUGUCAUCAUUUAAUUAUAGAAAUUUGUAUCUGGCUGUAACUCUUCAGUAUAUAGGAGUUAAGUUCUGUUCAGUGUA